AUGGGCAUCGAUGAUCCGGAAUGCAGAGAGCAAGAACUGAUGAAAAAAUUUGGUUUUGAAGACGAAUAUUCACAGGGUCGAUUGACUCCUUGGAUGCGAAUCAAACCAAAAAUUUGGUCACUCUUUGAUGGUUCUUAUUCAUCGCAACCCGCUAAAGUAAUUGCUGCAGUAUCAGUAUUUUUUAUUGUUAUAAGCAUUAUAUCUUUUUUGUUAAAAACUCAUCCAAAAUUUCGUGUUGGCGAAUACGCUGUUAACGAUACAUCUCAGGACUACAUUAUUGUUAAUAAAACAACUACAGAACCUCACGUUGCUUUCAGUUAUGUAAGUUUCUAA
Messenger RNA from Enterobius vermicularis (human pinworm), 333 nucleotides. NCBI's taxonomy places the organism in Eukaryota, Metazoa, Nematoda, Chromadorea, Rhabditida, Oxyuridae. The record is from the annotation of a GenBank genome assembly.